Molecule: messenger RNA, 1064 nt
Organism: Maylandia zebra (zebra mbuna)
Lineage: Eukaryota; Metazoa; Chordata; Actinopteri; Cichliformes; Cichlidae
Gene: olig4
Product: oligodendrocyte transcription factor 4
Biological process (GO): positive regulation of transcription by RNA polymerase II; axon development; sensory organ development
Cellular component (GO): nucleus
Molecular function (GO): protein dimerization activity; DNA-binding transcription factor activity, RNA polymerase II-specific; E-box binding
Source: RefSeq, a predicted model, not a curated record
GAGGCUGAGCAUCAGGCCGAACAGCACAAACUCAGGGAAAAGUGAGGCUGUACAAAAACUGCAGGGAACUGAGAGAGUUUGGAAACCUACAGUUCAGGUCCUAAGCUCAAGCUGUCACGAUUUAAGAGUUUUGGGGUUUUUUUUGGAUCCUUGUUUUUGUUCCUGAAUUUUCUCCCUCAGCUGAAAUGGAUUCCGAUGCUGGCUCCACCUGCAGUCGCUCCUCGUCUCCAGACCUGGUGGUGGAUGACUCUGCAGGGAGCUUCUUCUCCAAUAAGAUGUUCCAGAAGUACUGCCACGAGAACAGAGCAGACAGUGAGGCCGGCCAAGGCAGGACGGACUGCUGUAGCGUGGGCGGUAAGAGCAAAUCCAGAUCUGAGCUCAGCAAGGAAGAGAUGCAAGAUCAGAGGCUGAAAGUUAACAGUCGAGAAAGGAAGAGGAUGCAUGAUCUGAACCAGGCGAUGGAUGGCCUCAGAGAGGUCAUGCCAUACGCACAUGGACCCUCGGUCCGCAAGCUGUCAAAGAUUUCCACCUUGCUCUUGGCUCGCAAUUACAUCCUCAUGCUUUCCAGCUCUUUGGAGGAGAUGAAGAAACUGGUUGGGGACGUUUAUGGUGGCAAUGCCGCCGUCCAGAGCCGCACAGCUCCCCAUCCCACCAUUACCCCUGCGGCCACGACCGCCCACCUCCCUCUGCAUCCUCUGGCCCAGUCCCUUCACUCUCUGGUGGGCAGCACACCUUCAGCUCUUCAGCAUCACUCAUCUUCUGCCUCCUCAGCCCCAGCUCCACACUCCCCUCCAUCAGCCGGCUUCCUGGGCUUUCACGCUCCAGUCCAGAGCCUCCUGAAGGACCCUCUCCACCUGAGCAGCUCCUACAGACACUUCCCCGGCAUGCCGUGCCCUUGCUCACUCUGCCAGCCUCUGCCCACCACUACCUCCACAUUACACAGCCUGUCUAUGAGCAAGUGAGCAGGUCUCUCUUAAAAUAGACUGUCCGGACCACAAACAGGAGACUGAUGAAAAAAAAAAUUAUAAAAUGAUGGCUGGGGCAAAACCUUGUACAUACUGUAU